UUUGACUUUUUAUGUCAAAAACGAUAACAUUCGUAUAAAAAGAAAAAAAAUAUAAUAAAUGUAUAUAAAAUUCUAAAACACUAGAGGUGGUUUGAUACUAAACUGCAAGAAUGGGCCUUAAGAAAAAGAAAAAUGUUAUUAUCCUGUCAUGUUGUAUGGUUGCUUGUUUUAUUUUGUAUCAGCUGUAUUUCUUCUUAACCAUAACAUCAGAAGCUAACAAUAAUAUAGUGGUGCCUGUACUGGAUUAUAAAAGUGUUGUAAAUUUACUACACUUGCGUUCAGAAGAUGACAAAUACAUAAAUGAACACGGUAUGAUACGUGGUAUAUAUUACGCUGACCUCAAGAACUACCGGCCGGACUCAAAUAAAGAAUUUAAGUGCAAAACAUCGCAUCAAAAAAUUCCAUUUGAACGAUUGAAUGAUGACUUUUGUGACUGUGAAGACGGCACGGACGAACCAAGCACUACUGCCUGUCCUGACGGAAUAUUCUACUGUGAUACACAAAGCCCAAGGAAACAAUCUUUAUCGAUACCAUCUAGUAAAGUAAAUGAUGGUAUAUGUGACUGUUGCGAUGGUUCUGACGAGUGGAUGCACAGUAAUAGUGAUAAACUUCUUAGUCAAAGUUCACCCAAACAUUAUAGAUUUUAUGUAGCUAAGUGCCCUAAUAACUGUAACAAAUAAGUGAUUAGUGAAUUUAGCACAAAUCAAUGAAGAAGGUUGUAAAUAUUUGUAAAUAGUAUAUAAUACUAAAGAUUGUA
This is a messenger RNA of Nymphalis io (European peacock), 757 nucleotides long. RefSeq lists its product as uncharacterized. Gene Ontology annotation, molecular function: protein binding. The transcript has a single exon. Gene Ontology annotation, cellular component: glucosidase II complex. The record is from RefSeq and is a predicted model, not a curated record. Lineage: Eukaryota; Metazoa; Arthropoda; Insecta; Lepidoptera; Nymphalidae. Gene Ontology annotation, biological process: N-glycan processing. The coding region runs from base 111 to 680 and encodes 189 amino acids.